AUGGCUUCGGCUGAGCCCUUGCUGCCGGGUCUUACGGACGCCCAGGUGCAGCAGAAGCUUUUCUUGAGCCAUGCGAUCACAAGGCUCGGUACACAGGGCUGGCUCUUCAUCGCGCCGCUGGUCCUUCUCCGGUUCACGCCGGGAUGUCUCAUCGGGCCCGCAUGCUGGGGCCUGGCGACAAUGUUCGCUUCCGCACUGAUUGCGCCUGCACUCGGGGCGUGGGCGGACCAGGCCAGCCGUCAAUUUGUCGUCUCAGCCGGUGUGGCUGCUCAGGCAUGCGCAGUCCUCGGAUCCACCAUGGUCUUGCUUCUGGUGCUUCAGGAUGAUGCAAGUUCGAUGAACUUGGGCGGACUUUUUGCCUUCACGGCCUUCAGCAUCGUGGAGAAGCUGGGUACCGCCGUAAGUGACGUUUCUGUUAAGCGGGACUGGUCCCCGCGCUUGUUCACCGGCGACACGUUGAAGCGUGCCCCUUUUUCCUGCGCUUUUCCUACAGCCAGCAAGCCCAGAACCCUAAAACUGCAACCCUAA
Messenger RNA from Symbiodinium sp. CCMP2456, 528 nucleotides. The record is from the annotation of a GenBank genome assembly. Lineage: Eukaryota; Dinophyceae; Suessiales; Symbiodiniaceae.